AAAUGAUGUCUGCCUAUGGCGGGAAUAGUAUAGCAAGAUGAAAAUAUAGCUGUUUUUUCCAGGGAAAAUGCCUUGGAAUUAUGUUCAAUGUGAUUUCAAAACCAAGAUUGAUGUUUAGGCGACACACGUGCAAGAUUUGGUAUGGAUUCGACAGCGAAAAAAGACAGAAAGAGCGCCGACAUUGUCGACGACACUGAUGUGGAUAUUGAAAAGAACAAAGCAAGCAAGAAAGCCAAGCAAGGAGAAAUAAAGGGUUUGCUGAGUUCAGUGAUUGCUGAUGAGAUUAAAGGAUCCUCUCGUCCUCCUUCUCCUGCCAGCUUUUCACUGGAGGGUCGCAAACCUGCAGAGAUUUUUCGCACUGAUCUGAUAAGUGCAAUGAAACUGCCAGAUCAUCAGAAUUUAAGUCCAGAGAACUAUGUAACCAUAUCAGAUCAAUGGAGACAAGAAUGGGAGAGAGGUGUACAGGUUCCUGUUUAUCCAGAAGGGGUUUUUCAGCCAUCAUUUAGAAUGGUGGAAACUCCUUACAAGAGAUCAGGGAACUUCAAGCUGCCAGGAAAACUACUUUCAACUCCAAGCAAAACACGAGGUAGACCACCAGGGUCAAGGUGUCCGUAUGACUUGGGAAGAAUGGAUGUAGAAUGGUUAAUAACUUUAAAUAGAUCUCGGCGGAACAAAGGUUUGAUGGAAUUAGAGGAGUCGACUAUGGAAAAGGCUUUGGCAUACAUCGAGAACAAGUGUUAUGACAACAUGGGGCAUGCUAUAGCCACUCAAGAAGGACUUAGUAUUGAAUACGAUGAGGAUGUCUGCUGUGAUAUCUGCCAGUCUCCUGAUAGUGAGGAAUUAAAUGAGAUGGUGUUCUGUGAUUCUUGUGACAUCUGUGUCCAUCAGGCGUGUUAUGGAAUCCAGAACAUUCCAGCUGGUAGCUGGCUUUGUUAUCCAUGCCUUAAGGGUUUCAAGAAUUGCCAGUGUAUAUUCUGCUCUCUCUCUGGUGGUGCAAUGAAAAGAACUAAGAAUAACAAAGGUUGGGCACAUGUUAGUUGUGCCUUAUGGAUUCCUGAAGUUGGGUUUGGAAAUGUUUCCAAAAUGGAACCAAUCAACAGAAUAGAGAACAUUCCGGCCAGCAGAUGGAAUCUAGUGUGUUCAUUGUGCCGUGACAAGGUUGGAGCUUGUAUCCAGUGCACAGUUAAAACUUGUGUGACAGCUUUUCAUGUGACAUGCGGGUUCAAGCAUGGUCUUGAAAUGAGGACUGUGUUGGAUGACACUGCCACAGAUGGUGUCAGACACAUUAGUUAUUGCACCAAACACAGCCACAAAAGCAAAUCACCCAACAAGAAAACUAGGGACGAGGACACAGGAACUCCCUCAACCUCAGAGGAUGCAGAGAAUUUGAGACAGAAGAGACUGAAGCAAAUGGAGGAAGAGUUUUACAAGUUUGUUACCCCUGCCGAGAUUGCGAAAGACCUCAACCUUCCCAAAGAAUUGGCUACCAAGAUACAUAAGUACUGGGCGCUCAAGAGAAAGGCACAAGACGAUAUUCCUCUUCUGCCACCCACCCUCCAACAACAGGAAAAACUCUCAGGGAAACAGGGCGCCGUUAAUUCCUCCACCAAUCUUCAGGCACAGUUAGAGAGGAUUCUGAAAUUACGGUGCAACCUCGAGAAGUUGCGCAACCUGUGUUACAUGGUGACCAAGCGAGAAAAGAUGCGGCGCGAGUUGUACCGCGCUCGGGAGGAAGUAUUCUGGCAAGAGCAUGCGGUGCUGACGGACGACUCCUCUGACCUGGAUGACAACGCUGUACAACGGGUGUUAACCAUGUGUAAGGAUAACUUCAGUGGUGACGGCAGCCUCCCCGCUGCAGUAGAAGGUGGCUGCCCGGCAGAGUCUGCUCUGUCCUUUAGAGUUAGCAGUACGGCGGAUUCUUCCAGUACGACCAGCAGCUCGGGAGACUGUUCCAGCACAGAGCAUAGGUCCGUGAAUGGAGGUGACUCGGGAGGUGAGGCCGCUGAUGAAGAAGAAACCGAGGAGAGUGAAACAGAAGAAGAUUUGUUCUCGUCACCAGCAAGGAGGACGAGAAGUAACAGUCUUCUUGUCAAUCCGUCUUGCUUGUCGAUAGAUUCUGCAGCUGGCUCCAUUAAAGAACCAGAGAGUAUAGCCAGCGGAGUUAUCGAAACUCCAACUAGAAAAAGAACUAGAGAAAAGACGCAAACCUCCCCUGAAGCGAGUGCGUCCACGCCAAAGCGUGUUCUUAGGAAUACUGUACGAGAAUCAGAAGAACCUGCCGUAGAACACGAUAGCAUUGAGUCUGAGACACCACGGAGACGAAAAAUUCGACAUUUGUCUUUUCCAAAUGAUGUGACAGACAAUAUAGAAGCUAAUGAUAAAGAGACAAUUGAGUCGACCGAGGAAGAUGGUGCUGUAUCACAGAACUCGCGCACUAGAUUUACUCGAACAGGAAAUAUAUCAGGAAAAACAAAAACAGCUGAGAUCAGAAGUGAAGGAGAAAUGUCAGAGAAAUCGGAAGUGGAUGAGGAAAGUCGCAAAGAAAACGAUCCGCUUAGACAAGAAAACAUGGUUGAAUUUGAUAGGCCAGUUAGAACAGUGAGGGAAGCGAAACGAAAACGGUCUAAAAGCACAACAGCGAUUGACGAUGACAGGAGAGGUAAGCAAGCUCGAAUAACGGAGUUCAUGGGGCGAAAAUCUCCCAACAGGAAGGAUUUGAGUGCUCCAAAAUCACCGCGAACACGAGCGAACAGAAGAAAAAGCGAUUCUGAAGAAAGCGACCGAGUUGCAACAGACUCUGAUGCGGAUAAUUCCAAACGUGCUCCCUCAUCAAGGUCGUUUACUAAUGGAAGAAAGACCUCAAGCGCCAACAGUUCAUGUCCUCACUGCAAGCUUCAACACGAUAAACUUACCAAGUGUAGCUGGCGUUACAAGGAAGGCAGCCACACGGCCGAGUGCGAGGAUAACUGGAAUAGAAGGGAACUACGGUUAAGAAGCUUCCAGUCGCCCAAAUCUCGUGCGCGAUGUUCGAGUGUUGUAUCACCAAAGCCGCAUUGUUGUGGAAGUCUUAUGUCAAAGUUUUGUCACGCAACAGUGACAUAAAAUUGUUAUUUCAACUAAUUAAGGUCAAUAUUUGGUUGUGGGUCUUGGAGGAACCUGGGCGUACCAUAAAUGGUAAAGGUCCGUGAACGGAUAUCGUGUAACAGGAAGGCCCGAUUCAAAUGAGCAGUCUUUCGAAUACGCUUUAUGAAACCGUCGUCCAC
This is a messenger RNA of Pocillopora damicornis (cauliflower coral), 3263 nucleotides long. RefSeq lists its product as uncharacterized. Lineage: Eukaryota; Metazoa; Cnidaria; Anthozoa; Scleractinia; Pocilloporidae. Gene Ontology annotation, biological process: regulation of transcription by RNA polymerase II. The record is from RefSeq and is a predicted model, not a curated record.